Molecule: messenger RNA, 2367 nt
Organism: Anolis carolinensis (green anole)
Lineage: Eukaryota; Metazoa; Chordata; Lepidosauria; Squamata; Anolidae
Gene: cdc37
Product: cell division cycle 37, HSP90 cochaperone
Exons: 8
Coding region: 91-1227 (378 amino acids)
Biological process (GO): protein stabilization; protein folding
Cellular component (GO): cytoplasm
Molecular function (GO): heat shock protein binding; protein kinase binding; protein-folding chaperone binding
Source: RefSeq, a predicted model, not a curated record
CAAGGGGAAAAAGGGAGAGAACGACGCCAAGUCUGGCGGAAAUGACGCACGAGGCAUAGCGGAAGUACGAGCCGCCCUAGCUACAGCGCCAUGGUGGAUUACAGCGUGUGGGAUCACAUCGAGGUGUCCGACGAUGAGGACGAGACUCACCCCAAUAUCGACACGCCUAGCCUCUUCCGAUGGCGGCACCAGGCCCGGAUAGAACGGAUGGAACAGUUCCAUAAGGAAAAAGAGGAUGUGGACAAAGGAUACAGGGAGUGCAAGAGGAAGUUCAACGAAUGUCAGAGGAAGAUGAAAGAACUUGAAUUGGCCAGCACAGAGAGUUCAAAAAGUGAGCUGCAACGGCUGCAGACAGAGGCUCAGCAACUCAAAAAAGAGGAAAAGAGCUGGGAAGAGAAAGUGAAUAAUCUCAGGAAGAAGGAAAAGACUAUGCCAUGGAAUGUGGACACUCUCAGCAAAGAUGGUUUCAGUAAGAGUGUUUUCAAUGUCAAGCCUGAGCAGCAGGAUGAGUCCGAAGAACAGAAAGAGAAGAAGCACAAAACAUUUGUGGAGAAAUAUGAGAAGCAAAUCAAACAUUUUGGAAUGCUGCGGCGCUGGGAUGACAGCCAGAAAUAUCUAUCUGAUAACCCCCAUCUUGUGUGUGAGGAGACAGCCAAUUACUUAGUCAUCUGGUGUAUUGAUCUGGAAGUGGAAGAGAAGCAUGCCCUGAUGGAGCAGGUAGCUCACCAGACUAUAGUGAUGCAGUUUAUUCUGGAGCUGGCCAAGAGCCUGAAAGUUGAUCCUAGAGCUUGUUUCAGGCAAUUCUUCAGUAAAAUCAAGACUGCUGACCAACAAUACAUGGAAGGGUUUAAUGAUGAGCUAGAAUCAUUCAAAGAGAGAGUGCGAGGCCGGGCUAAGGCACGCAUUGAAAAAGCCAUGAAAGAAUAUGAGGAAGAAGAGCGCCAGAAACGCCUGGGGCCGGGUGGCCUUGAUCCAGUGGAAGUUUAUGAGACACUCCCAGUUGAACUUCAGAAAUGCUUUGAUGUGAAAGAUGUGCAGAUGCUUCAGGAUGCUAUUAAGAAAAUGGAACCUGCUGAAGCGAAAUACCACAUGCAGCGAUGCAUUGAUUCUGGCCUGUGGGUGCCAAAUGCACGAGGGGCAGAAGGAGGAGAGAAUGGUGACAAACCUGAAGGCGUCUAUGAAGAGUGUACGAAGGAGAGCUGUGAGGAAGACAAAGGAAACCCCUGAAGCUUUGGCCAGAUUAUCUGUAAAGCAGAUACCCCCUGCCAACCUUUGUUAGUUCCUUCUUUCCUACCAAACUAUUCAGCAAUGAUGUGCUUUACACACUUAGACACUUCCUAAGUUGUAUGAGCAGCCUCUUGACUGGAGUUUUUGUUCACCAUCUCCAAACACCCCCUUCCCCGAAACCUUUCAGCAUUGCUACUGGUUGAAACAAGCAUUUUAGGGAACACAGUGCAAUUUCACAAGAGGUUGGCAUGGCAGGUUGGCCUUCUGUCUUGUCAGGGGCAUGCCAAUUGGUGUGAUAGUUACAAAUGUGCUGUUCUAUCUUGUCUUUUUGUUUGGCAACCAGUUAUGGCUUUUGAGCAAAUAAAAUAGCUUAAACUGGAAUGGAGUCAAUAGGUGCCAGCUGUUUUUUCACUUGAGAUCCAAAUUAUUCAUUUUCUGUCUCCUUUUGGAAUUGGCUUCUUGAAAAAGGGCAGGGUGCAUAGUCGGGUAGUAGAGAACACGAGAUGCAGGUGUAAAGUCUCAAUUGUUUCCCUUAAUGUCUCAGGUUAAACUAUCUUACGUAAGAGAGAUGAAAAAAAGAUGUUUCUAAAACAAUGAAAGCAAUCGAGUUCUGCCUACUCCUCCAAUUUAGCGUUAAUAUUUAUACCGGAAGACCAACAAAUUCCUGUUCAAUGUUAUACACUGGAAUAAACUUUGGUUUUGUAAUGUGUCUUGGGAAGAUUAUAGCUCAGUAGUACCUGUUUGGGAUCCACGAUUCAGCCCCUGACAUCUUCAGAUAGAACUGGAAAAAUAUGUGCCUGAAAAGUUAGAGAACUAUUUGCCAGUCAGUCUUGAUCAUACUGGGCUAGAUGGAAAAAUGGGUAUGACUCUAUUAAAAUACGUCUUUUAAUAUUCUACAAAAACAGUCUGUAGUAUUUUAAUGCACCCUGUGGUCUGUUUCCAUUACAGUGCUUGUAAGUAAGAUGAUUGGCCCGUUAUAAUAGGUGCAAACAAUUAAAUAGUUCUUUUUUGGAAACUAAAGCAGAUUGUAAACUGCCUUGAAUAUUUCAGGGGAAGGUGAGGAAAUGAAUUUAAAUAAAUUUGUUCUUGUUAGACUUGCUAGGUCAUUUAAAGUGUAAUAAUAUUUAUGCUUCUCAAGCA